AUGAAUAACAAUGGGCGGAAUGUGCAUCCACAUGAGAUUAUAGGCAAUGGCAUUCAACCGACAGGCGGAGCAGAUGCAUUCAGUGCCGAAGACCAGGACCACAUUGCUGGGUUGCAGCAACCACUGAUGAAACCAGAACAUGACCCACAACCACGAGAUAUGCCCAUACCGCCCGAGCAACAGCAACAGCAGCAGCAACACCGCCAACCGGGAGGGUUGCAAGACAAGCAGGCUGAAGUAUCACGAGUGCAGCAAAAGAAACGGUCGGAGUUUAAAUUGAUCUCGGUGAGUUUCAAAGAAGCAGCUUUGGAUAGUCCCAGUUUCCGUGCAGCUGUCAACCACAUGGAUCUCCAGAUCAACAAUAUCGAAAACUGGCUUUUAGCGCUAAGUUCAUCGAUUAAAAAGAUUCCUCGAUACGUGAAAGAGGUGGAGAAUUUCUGCAAUUCGUUCUUGGAGCAUCUUGUGCCUGGUUUCUUGCAAGAUGGGAUGAUUGAUCAAGAGUACACGGUGCAGGCCUUGCACGCGACCUUGACUGGGUUAAAGUCCAUUUGGAGCAAGAGUUUGUUUGCGCUCACGAUGAAUCCGCAAAUGUUGAGCGAGAUGAGCAAUUUCAAAAAGACGCAUGUUGUCAAGUAUCGCGAGUCGCGCAAGCGGUACGAGGCGUGCCAGAGCAAAUACGACAAGUACCUUGCGUUGUUUGUCAGCACUUCCAAAUCGAAAGAUGCCGUUAUGGUUGUCGAAGACGCGAAGCAAUUGCAUCAAGUACGCAGAGACUAUAUCCAUGUGAGUCUCGAUAUGGUGGAGCAAUUGCAGGAUCUCGCUAACAAGCUUGACAUUUUGCUUGUUUCGUUGAAUUCGACUUUAUGGGAGAAGAAAUGGAGCCAUUUUGCCGCUGAAGAUAGCUCGCUGCAACUUCGAAGCCAAUGGGAAAAAGUGCGGCUGGUCCAAGCUUGGUGUGACUCGUAUUCGCUCGCGAUUGACAAGUUGAGACACGACAUGUCGCUGGCGAGGAAGCAAGUUGAAGAUGGUGCUAAUCACCAGUACCAGCCGUCGUUGAACCCUCAUGACUACAACUCGAGUUUGAUCAAUUACCGCUCUUUGACUGAGAUUGACGAAACAGGGAUUGAAAAGCACGGAUACUUGUUUAUGAAGACGUGGAUUGAGAAGUCGUCCAAGCCGAUAUGGGUGAGACGGUGGUGUUUCAUAAAGGAUGGUGUAUUUGGGAUGCUUUUGUUGAGUCCGUCCCAGACAUUUGUCCAGGAAAGCGACAAGAUUGGCAUUCUCUUGUGCAAUAUCAAGUACUCGCCCAAUGAAGACCGAAGGUUUUGCUUUGAAAUCAAGACGAGUGAGUUGACCAUCACCUUGCAAGCUGAGUCGAUUGUUGAGCUCAAAUCUUGGCUAAAAGUGUUUGAUAAUGAACGAACUCGAAUCACGGGCCAGCCUCCAGACAGCAGCUUAUUUCAAGUUGCAUCAAACCGAUUCCCGCCGAUCUUGUCGGAGUUUGCAUCAACUGUAAAUACCACCAUGGACCACGAGCUUUCGAAUUUGAAAAUCAUCAAUUCUGUGGGACAAACAAUUACUUCAAGUUCCCUCUCAAGAUUCAUUGGUAAAUUUGAAAAAUUCCACGAACGGCACUUGUCUUUCCAAAUUCCUCGAGUUCAUCCUCCCAUAAUGACCGACACGACCAAAUCCGCCAUUAUCGCGUACAGCUGCAUCCCGGCAACUGUCUUGCCCACUGCACUAACUGCAAACAUCUGGGGCUCGGUCAACUGGGGGCUCUACUAUUUGUACGACUCUCAAAAGGACUUGCCGCCAAAAGGGCGUGAAACAGGUGUUGACCUUGAAAUGAUCAACUUCCAGGAGACACAUCUCGGCUUUGAUAUCUCGUACCCAGAUUUCUACCCCAAGGAACUCAUCAAUUUUGAUAUCCAGAUGCGGGCCAUGUUUGAAAGCUCGGUGCAGCCUGGAGAAUAUUGCGUCAUGUCCUAUGGCUGUAUCUGGGCGCCCAACUCGAAGCAAGAGUUGACGGGACGGUGCUUUCUUACCCCGAAUAAUGUCUAUUUCUACAACCAGGCUCUUGGAUUCGUCGCGUUGUACAAAGGUUGGAUCGGCAGAUUUGUAUCUGUUGAGUGCACUGCGCAAAAGGACUACGAUCUUUUAAAGAUUUACGAUGUGGAAGGUGUGAUCAAGUUGAAAUUGUUUCUCGAAGACGGCAACAUGAUCAAGCGGAAAUUGUCUUACUUGAUAAACAAUAUGGCCAGCGAUAAGCCGAAACGGUUGAGAGAGGUGCUCUUGGCGUUUAGCGAGAUUGAAAAGGAAGUGCACCAAGACGAAGAAGACCAGCGCAUUCUCAAGAAAAUCAAUGAGUUGUCGAAGCAGUUGUCUAGUAAGAAUUUGUCAAAUGAUAAGUUGAUUCUCAGCGGCGAGGCAUCUUCCAUUAUACCCUAUACAAAGGGAACUGACCAACCUCGAACAGUGGACUUUCGAGAUCAGUACGAUUUUGUGUCUGAGUACAGCUAUCCCGUACCUCCCAAGGCCCUAUUCCACGCUUUUCUUGGGGAUGACUCUGCCAUUUUCCGAGACGACGAGGCACUCACAAAGAUCAAUUCCUAUAUGAGCAAAUCGUGGAGAAACAGCGAACUAACGGGGAAAUUGUACAGACAGGCUAACCUUUUAGUUGAAUAUCAUGGAGAGUCGCGUCCUUUACAUUUUGAGCAGCAGAUUGACACCAUGGAUGAUAACGAGUACUAUACUUUUACAAACUCAGUAUCCGAAAUUGAAUUCUUUAUUGGUGCGCCAUUCCAAAUAGUCCAGAGGUUUGUUAUAGUUAGCAUAUCUGGCAAGCGAAGCAAAGUCUUUUUUUACGUUCAAAUCAAUUUCAAGUACUACUCGAUAUGGAACCCUUUGGUUAGACAGAUUGCCUAUAAGAUAACCGAGGGCCGAUUCCGCAAGAUCAAUCGCACGUUGAAGGAAGUCGUUGAGGCCUUGGGCCACCGUGGUACCAUUGUAAAAGCAAUUUACUUGUAUGGAAAAUUGAGCCACACAAGGGACAAGGAGAAAGUCGAGCCUAUCCCAUUGAUCAAGAUUGGGUUUCUUUACAGCUUGCAGUUGCUCAUAAACAAAAUAUUGCGCAUGGCUGAAAGCUACUGGCUCUGGAUCGGCAAGUGCUUUUUCAGCUGUUUGAAAUUCGUUGCCGGAAUAGUCAGCGCCAACUAUGUGUUUAUUGCAAUCAUCAUAGGCCUUUUGGUUUUGAACAUCAUGCUCGUGGGCAAGUCGAGUAUGAACUACUGGACGGCGCACAACGCAAGCAGCACGAUCAAGAAGUACAUGUCCCACGAGCCGCUAGUGAUGCAAAGAGCAGUCUAUUCCAAAGAUGUGCAAACGUAUCUCAACUCGGCCAUGCUUGCAGAUAACCGCACAAGCCAGCACAAGCCAUUCAAGAUUUUCCUCAAGGCUUCGUUUUUACAAAAUUUUAGAAAUACAAGCACAAUAGACUGGGGGGACUAUUUCAGCGACGACACGUUGUCAGUUGCUAAAAACCUCAGAAGCUCGUUUCAAGACAUUGGAGUCAAACGGCACGAGUUGUUGGUUCAGUUGAAGAUCUUGAACCAGAUGGAAAAGGAACUAGCCGUUGCCGAAUACGUCAAUUGGCUCAUGAGCGAAAUCCAGCGGUGCGACUAUAUGCAAGAAAACAUCUUUGUGCAGUUAGUGAACGCGGAGAUGACUGAAAAAAGUUCUCGGGCUCGGACGCGGGAUUCGGAUCCGAGCAUUAGAAAGAUCAUGGAGUAUUGCAGAGACUGCAGAAACGCGUUGAAUGAAAUGAUAUGA
Molecule: messenger RNA, 3828 nt
Organism: Lodderomyces beijingensis
Lineage: Eukaryota; Fungi; Ascomycota; Pichiomycetes; Serinales; Debaryomycetaceae
Source: the annotation of a GenBank genome assembly